This is a messenger RNA of Rosa rugosa (rugosa rose), 1164 nucleotides long. RefSeq lists its product as uncharacterized. The coding region runs from base 13 to 1056 and encodes 347 amino acids. Lineage: Eukaryota; Viridiplantae; Streptophyta; Magnoliopsida; Rosales; Rosaceae. The transcript has a single exon. The record is from RefSeq and is a predicted model, not a curated record.
ACCUCAUAUUAGAUGUCCAAAUCAAAAUACAAGAAACAAACAAUGGCCAGCGGUGGACCCAACUGGGAAGGAUUGCUGAAGUGGAGCCUAGCUCAUUCUGAUGGGACUGGCCCUAACCGCAGUUUAAGCGAAGAGGAUCGUAAGUGGUUCAUGGAAGCAAUGCAAGAGCAGACUUUCGAUGUGGUGAAGCGAAUGAAGGAGAUCUCUCUAGUAAUGCAAACUCCGGAGCAUGUUUUGGAAGAUCAAGGAGUUACUCCAGCUGACAUUGAAGAUUUGUUAGAUGAGUUGCAGGAGCAUGUUGAGUCCAUUGACAUGGCCAACGAUCUUCACUCAAUUGGCGGGUUGGUCCCAUUACUUGGUUACUUAAAGAACUCCAAUGCUAAUAUCAGAGCAAAAGCUGCAGAAGUUGUGACCACUAUUGUGCAGAACAAUCCAAAGAGCCAGAAACUUGUUAUGGAAGCAAACGGCUUUGAAUAUCUGUUUUCUUUAUUCACAUCCGAUCCUGUGGUUAAUGUCCGAACCAAAGCGCUUGGUGCAAUCUCCUCUUUGAUCCGGGACAACAAACCGGGUGUCAUUGCCUUUCGCAAAGAAAAUAAUGGGUAUGAAGCCUUGCGAGAUAGUCUAGCUUCUGAAAGCGCGAGAUUUCAAAGGAAAGCCCUGAGUUUGAUCAACUACUUACUCCGCGAGAAUAGAUAUGAUUGCAUCAUAGUAAACAAGUUAGGAUUUCCAUGCCUAAUGGUGCAGCUUGCCUCUAGCAAAGAUGUAGACGUGCGAGAAGGUGCACUCCAGGGCCUACUUGAGCUUGCUCGAGGGAAAACUCAAGGGAUCAGAGAAGAUGAGAAAUUGAAGCAACUUCUUCGAAAUCGAAUUGAAGAUGUUGGAGCAGGUAGGGAGGAGAGGCAGCUGCUAGACUCCCUGUGGAAUGCAUGCUACAACAAGCCAUCGCCUCUUCGCGAGAAGGGGCUUCUCGUGCUUCCUGGGGAAGAUGCCCCGCCACCUGAUGUUGCAAGCAAGCAUUUUGAACCUGCUCUUAGAGCAAUGGCUCCAAAGCCUUGAUGAAGCUAAAGGCUAGCUGUUUAUGCCUCUGUGAUUUUUAUUUUUUUUUGCUUCUGUUUGAUUAGUAGCUCAUGGAACUAGUUGACUGCAUCAUUACAUGAACAAUGU